Messenger RNA from Symbiodinium necroappetens, 573 nucleotides. The record is from the annotation of a GenBank genome assembly. NCBI's taxonomy places the organism in Eukaryota, Dinophyceae, Suessiales, Symbiodiniaceae.
AUGCUUGGAAAUGUCAAGGGCCUGUUUGCGCAAAAGUACGGGCGCGAUGUUGACACCGAGUAUGAUGCAGAUGGAACACCCUGGACCGUGACAGAAGGGACCGGUGUGCCGCGAGAUUGCCGCGUGGAGAGACUGGAGCAAAAGCUUGCAGAAGUCAAACGUCUUUUCGUUGCGAGGUAUGGCACCAGCUUUUUGACGGGCGAUAAUGACGAUUGGGAUGAGGCUAUCGACUUUAUGUAUGAUGAAGAUGGCACACUUUGGAUCAAGUCCACCACCACAGGUGGACCUUCGCGCAUUGCAUCUCCUCUUGAUGAAACCUUGGAGGGAAUGCUGCAGGAGGUAAAGACACUUUGCGACAAGCGAUUCGGCCACAAGCCUGUCGAAGACAUCCAAUCCUCGUGGAGUGAUGAGGACGGAGCGCCAUGGAUCCAAGUUGGUUCAUCCAGCAGUGGAGCCAGCACUGAGAAGGCACAGCCAUUCACGGGAACUUGCGGAUUGCAGCAGCCUGGUGCAAUUUUAGAAAAGGCUACAACAGAGGAGAGCUACAAACCGUUGUGGUCGCCAGGAUUGUGA